This is a messenger RNA of Anguilla rostrata (American eel), 1179 nucleotides long. RefSeq names its product axonemal dynein light intermediate polypeptide 1-like. The transcript is spliced from 6 exons. Bases 1 to 771 code for a protein of 256 amino acids. Gene Ontology annotation, cellular component: axoneme; filopodium. Lineage: Eukaryota; Metazoa; Chordata; Actinopteri; Anguilliformes; Anguillidae. Gene Ontology annotation, molecular function: dynein heavy chain binding. The record is from RefSeq and is a predicted model, not a curated record.
AUGAUUCCAACAGCCGAUUCACUGCUGCAAUAUGACAACCCAGUCUUGGUGAGCAAGAAUAAUUAUGUAAUUUCUUCUCUGGUUCAUGCUCCUCCUGUGAUGGCAACCUCCCAUCAGCCAGCUGGAAGCUCCCCAGCCCUCACUCCCUCCAAGCCGAAGUCCCUUGCUUUGGAAAUAAAUAGGGAGAAAACUGAGGAUAUCCUCCAUGCCAUUCUCCCACCGAGAGUGUGGUCAGAGGGUAGCAAGCUGUGGGUGCAGUCUGUGUCGAGCACACCAGGCACACGCAUAGACGUCAUUAAACUGCAGGAGCUGCUGGAUCUGAAGCUGCAGCAAAGGCAGGCUCGAGAGACUGGUAUCUGCCCUAUCCGUAGGGAGCUCUACACACAAUGCUUUGAUGAGCUGAUCAGACAGGAAACCAUCAGCUGCACAGAGAGGGGGCUGCUGCUGCUGCGGGUUCGGAAUGAGAUCCGUAUGUGCAUGGCUGCCUACCAGACUUUGUACGAGAGCAGUGUGGGCUUUGGGAUCAGGAAAGUGCUGCAGUCUGAAAUAGGCAAAGCUGAAUUGGAGAGAAAGAGACAAACCCUGGAGAAAGAUAAGAGGGACCUGGAGCAGCAGGUAAAGGACACAUGGGCAAAAUGUGAGGCCAUAAAGAUAAGAGAGAUGGAGCGACGGGAAGCAGAGGACAGGAAGCAUGCAGAAGAGAUUGAGUUCCUGAAACGCACCAACCAGCAGCUCAAGUUCCAGCUAGCUGGCAUCACACAGAAGAAGUGACCAGAACCACAUGCUUCACGUGAGAAACCACUCUGUUAAGGAAGUUGCCACUUUAAAGGACUUCUGAUACUGAAAGACAAAUAGAAGAAAAACAAAUGAAUCAUACAGAGACAUUCAUAAGAGCUCUAAAGUAUAGACAAUCCCUUAAUGAUUUUUUAAAAUAAUUAAUAUGUUUCAAAAAUAUUUGUGUGUGUAACAUGAAAUGGAAAAAUGUAAACUUUGAACUGUACCUGUAACUGACUUUCUUUAAGAACUUUGAAAAUAUUAAUUGGCUGGUUUGGCUUGGUAUAGGGCAUUCCAUGUUGAAACCCAUGAAAAAACAGAAAUAUGAAAUUGUUCCAGUGCUCAUUGUAUAAAAGCAAAAAUAAAGCCUGCCAUAAUUCCAUAACUUGCUCAGCUGUGUAUGUU